UUGCUUAGCACAUUUUUUAAAACAUCAGUUUUCUUAUUAAAAAUAUCAUUUGUGAGUUUUUUUUACUAGUUUAUUAGUUUUUGUUUAUAAAAAUUGUUAGUGCGUAUAACUGAGCAUAUUAUAAAAGCCGUAAACAUGGAGAUGGAGCUUUCUAUGAGGGCUGCUUAUCGAAUCAAGGAUGCCAAACGAAAGGCUAGAUCAGAACUGAAAGAGAAAGGUGAUUGGAGGAAAAUGAAUUUUGCAGUAACUUUUACCGUAACUCCAGAUAUGGUGGCAGCACGUGAUAACCUCGAAAGGAUCGACUACCGAACAGUGUCAGAAAUAGAGUUUUUCGAAAAGUAUGACAAACCACUGAAGCCUGUGGUCAUCACGCACGUCCAGGAUAAUUGGCCGGCACUUCAUAAAUGGGAUUUAACUAAAUUGUCGAAAAAGUACAGCAAUCAGUUGUUCAAGUGUGGCGAGGAUGAUAAGGGCAGUUCGGUGAAGUUGAAGAUGAAGUACUUCUUCGAGUACAUGUCUAAAGGCACGGCUGACGACAGCCCGUUAUACAUCUUCGAUUCCAGCUACGGGGAGCACCCUAAAAAGAAACGACUCCUGUGGGACUAUUUCAUACCGAAAUAUUUUCAAGAUGAUCUCUUCAAGCUGGCUAGUGAUCAUAGGAGGCCUCCACAUAGGUGGUUGGUAGUCGGACCUCGGCGAUCUGGGACUGGUAUCCAUGUCGAUCCUCUGGGAACUAGUGCUUGGAAUGCUCUUGUUUCUGGCCAUAAAUGGUGGUGUCUCUUUCCUCCACAGUGCCCCAAGCAGAUGUUGAAACUGAAACCAGGUGAGGGCUGGAAAAACCGAAGUGAAGCCAUCAGCUGGUUCAGCCUUGUGUACCCGCGUACCCAGGAACCAACAUGGCCCCCUGAGUUUGUACCAAUGGAAGUCUUGCAGAGGCCGGGCGAGACGAUGUACGUUCCAUCAGGCUGGUGGCACGUUGUUAUCAACCUUGAUAACACCGUGGCCGUCACCCAAAACUUCUGCACCAUGGCCAACUUCAACAUUGUUUGGUACAAAACUGCGAAAAGUCGGCCAAGACUGGCAAAGAAUUGGCACGACAGAAUGAAGAUCAUGAGACCAGAGCUGGCAAAGAUGGCUGAUGAGAUGGACCUCACGAGAAAUGACCAGGUCUUCUUCGAUAGCUCGUCAUCUUCGAGCAGUAGCACGUCACAGUCUGAAGACUCCGACAGCGAUUCGAGUUUCCAAAGUGAGAAGGCAGCUUCACUGUCGAGCGAUUGUGGAAUCAGUAAGGAGAGCCUGAAGGAGGGGCUUAAGGAUAGGAAGAAGACUAAGAAACGCUUAAAUCCGGCCCUAAAUCCGGCCACCAAAUCCGGCCGGGGCCGGAUUCGACCGGAUUUGAAAAAAAGCCGGAUUUUGGCCGGAGCCGGGGCCGAACUUCGGUGCAUCCCUAGUAUACAUCAGAAAAACAACAACCACAUGACGAUGGGUGACUACGUAAGGUUGCCAGCCAAUCAGAGGAGAGAUGGUGAUAACGACGACGACGAUGAUGAAGGCGACGACAGCGAUGACGACGACGACGAUGAUGACGACUCCAACAACAAUAGCAACAAUAAUAAUAGUAAUAAUGAUGACAGUUAUAUGAACGCUGACGCUGCUAGUAACAGCAGCAACAACAAUAUUAAUAACAGUUACAACAACAAUAAUAAUAAUAAUAACAAAAAUGGCGGUGGUUGCAGCUACGGACGCGGCCACGAGAUUUCCGCCAACCAAAACGUCAUCAGAAGCUGCAAACGCCACGACAGAAGCUUCAACAGUGAUGAAAGUAGCAGUGGUGAUCGAAACGCCGAUGUUGAUAACGAUGAUGGUGAGGGUGAUGAUGAUGAUGCGGUCAUCGGUUAUGUCGGGCAAAGUCGCUUUCAUAAAUUUAGCAAAAAACGCAGGCGACACGCUGCCGAUGGCACAUACGUCGUUGGCCACAAUAAUAAUAAUAACAAUAAUAAUAAUAAUGAUGAUGAUAAAAGAUACGAGAGCAGUGAUGACGAUGAUGGUCAAGAUGGUAGAGAAGGUAAAAGUACCGGAUAUUCUAAAUAUAGACAUCGGAAAACCCACGGCCAAUGUUUGAAAGAGGAUUCCACUAGUCUCUGUGGCGUUGGUGAGCACUGCGGCGGUGAUUAUGACGUCAGAAUGACUCCACCAAUCAGGAGGCACCAGCAAAAAGUGGCCCCGGGCAAGAGGAAGUCGUCAAGGGAUCGAGAUUCGCGAGGGUAUUGAUGACGGCCAGCCAAAUGUUUAAAAGUUCUACGGUGGCAAGAUUGAAUAGUGGAAAAGAUUCGUGUGUUUGCGUGCCUGUUUGUGUGUGUGUACGUGUGUGUGUGUGGCGUGUGUUUGUUUGUAAGUUCAUACAUAGGUUUCACGGCACUUUUUCAUUUGCACUACGAUUCCUGUUUUCGCUACAAAAAGGCCUUUUUUUAGAAAUUAUUACCAAAAAGAAUUAUACGUAUGUAUAUGCUGUUUAUACAAAAAAAAAUAUAUGUGUGUAUAAUUUUAUUGAUUGAUUAAUUGAUCGAUCGAUCGAUUGAUUGAUUGAUUGAUCGAUCGGUCGGUUGUUUGUUUUUAUGGUUGGUUUGAGUGUUUUUCUUUGUAAAAAAAAGAAAAAUAUUGGUAUAAUUCAAAUAAAUGACAGAUGCUGGCAAAAAUAAUUUUUCUAUAAAUAAGUACACGGUAUUUGUCUUUUGUAUCAUUUGUCUCUGGUAUUUUUUUUAUACAAAAGUGUACAUAAAUACGUACACACAAAUGAGCGUACAUUCGUUGGAUGAUUUUUUAUAAAUUUUUAUACACAUUUA
Molecule: messenger RNA, 2843 nt
Organism: Helobdella robusta
Lineage: Eukaryota; Metazoa; Annelida; Clitellata; Rhynchobdellida; Glossiphoniidae
Exons: 12
Coding region: 136-2271 (711 amino acids)
Biological process (GO): phagocytosis
Cellular component (GO): cytoplasm; nucleus
Molecular function (GO): histone H4R3 demethylase activity; P-TEFb complex binding
Source: RefSeq, a predicted model, not a curated record